Vanderwaltozyma polyspora DSM 70294 is the source of this 1119-nucleotide messenger RNA. RefSeq names its product Imp21p (gene IMP21). The transcript has a single exon. The record is from RefSeq and is a predicted model, not a curated record. Bases 1 to 1119 code for a protein of 372 amino acids. NCBI's taxonomy places the organism in Eukaryota, Fungi, Ascomycota, Saccharomycetes, Saccharomycetales, Saccharomycetaceae.
AUGGUUAAUCAAAGAAGCAUAUUGUUACAUUCCAGUGAUGGUGCUCAGACACAGAUAUAUAAGUCUCCAGAUGUUGAAGAGAAUAAUGAAAUAAAUAAUAGUGGUGUUCAGUUUGAUUCAGCACAAAUUGAAAAUGAUAGAGGUAGAAGUAAGAGGAGGAAUGGUGAAUUUAGAAAUGGAUCAGGAGCAAGCCUUUCAAGAUCUAGAAGCAGAGCAAACAGCAGAGUUCGUGAUGAAGAAUUUUUAAAAUGGACAGUGUUAAGAAGAGACCCAUCGAUGAGAUUACGUACUAUAAGGAAAAAGAAUCAGCAAGGGUUGAACAAGAAGAAACAUGGUGCUGAAGAAGAUGAUGAUGAGGAAGAAGAUGAAGAAGAAGAAGAAGAAGAAGAAGAUGAUGACGACGAUGAAAUCAGUGAUGAAGAGCAAGUUAGUGAUAUCGAGAAUGAAAAUGAUAUCGAUGAAGAUAUAACGUUUGAUUUGGGUACAAAAGUUUUACCAAAUUACUGUAUGUCUAUAAAUGACAUUAUGGAGAGUAGCAAGAAAUGGAUAUCUGAUUAUUUAAGUCGUCCUGAAAAUUUAAGGAAUGAUAACGUUCAUAUCGAAAAGAUGGAAGGUGGAUUUGUCAAAGCUAUGGAGCUAAUAAGUAAAAAAGAAGAUAGUUCAACGAGUAUUAGUUCUAGUGGUAAGGAAGGAGAUUCUUAUAUUUUAUAUACAGACUUGACCAGUGAAUCUACGUAUGCUUUGGCAUAUGUGCUAGGUGCAUUGGUUAAUAAUGGUGAUACCUUGUAUGUUGUUCAUUGGGAAGGUAACAAUACACAUGGUGUUACUGAUACUAGGAUAUAUGAUAAUAUUUUUCGGAUCAGGAAACAUGUUAUGCAUCUGUUGGAUUGCAGUAGUGCCGUGAUAGAUCGAAUAGAUAUAUUAUUGAUUUCAUUAACACAUCCAUAUCCGAAACAUUUAUUAAAUGAAAUGAUCCAUGGGCUAAAACCAAAGACAUUAUGUUGCUCGUUAAGCGUCGUAUUAUCGCCAUCAGGGUUACAAAAUUAUGUUUCUUCGAUACCAAUGCUUGUUAUACGUAAGAAGUUAAAGAGACCAAGAAAGAAAGGUAUCAACGAGUAA